UAUCCAUCGAUCGUGACAGUUAUACAGGCUAAAGCCGCUUCUGCCUUUUUCGUCGAUUAUGGACGCGAAAUGUCAAUUACCCGUGAGAUCAGGAAAAUUUUAUUUGCCGUGGAACUCAACACAAAACUAGGUUUCACCAUGCUCAGCGACAAAUGGGAACAGCCCCCCUAUUUACCUCAAAGAGUUCGGGACGCCACACAAUGAAACGGAUGGCACCCUUACACACCUCUGUACCAAGUUUCUGAACAGAUCCAGCGCGAUCAGCCAACCCAACAUUGAUGUGAUGUUCGAAAGGAUAUGUGAAGACGGUCUUUACGACCGAGAUCAGCGUCGAUGGACGGAUCGCAGCCACUAUUCCGAUGCUCUACUAUUCCUGAACUGCCUGACAGAACGGUCAUAUGCAGCACUUUCCACAAUGCCAGCUUCCGAGACGAAGCUCCCAAAGCGCCGCAUUUGGGUCAUGCAUCCGACUGAAUCAUCAGUGAAAAUCUCCGAGCAUCAGGUAUUACUUCUCGUGAAUCAUGACUCUCAUGGUGUAUCGGCCAUGGAUGAGGUGCACGCAAUCGCAGAGCUUAUAUCUGAUCAUGACGCCCCACAUGAUCAAAGUGCUCUUCCAUCGACCGCCAGUACCUCUCUCUCCCGAUAUGAUCGCCCUUUUCUGUUUGGUCUAUCGAUCCAGAAAUCAAACACUGUGCACCUAGUCAAGUAUGAUCGAUACGGUUUUAUGACCACCCCAUUUCACAUCCAUCGCCAUCCAUGGGCAGUCCUUGGCUGCAUCGACACAUUGGCUACGUCUGAUAGCUAUCAUCUAGGGUGUUAUCACAGCGUUGAGUCUGCUCCGAUUCAACCAGACAAUGUAUCCUCCCGAUCCAUCAAGACGACUUAUUAUCAGAAAGCUACCCAUUUGCGGCAGAGCGCAGGUCACCACACGCGCGUCAGACUAACAAGACCACCGGUCUUCGGGUCCUUCGACGGAUCGUUGUUCCCUUGUAAUUGCCCCUUCCAAUGGAAAUUUAUCUCAGAUUGCGGUGCCGCUCCUCAGGACCAUGCACAGUUUUUGGAUGAACUGAAAAAUCUCGAGGGGGUACCAAAAAUGGGGGGACAUCGAUCUAUGACGGUUGACUGUACGAUCACCCACGAGAAGAGACUUUUUGGUCCACGGCAUCUGAUGGUUGAGAGCGUCGUCCAAACCGUAGAGCAUCUCAUCGACAUCACCUACUUUUCAUCCCGCAAGGAGUUUUUCUCGGCGAUAAUAUCAUGCAUAGAAACCCACCGUACUGCGUAUUUCUCGCACAAGCUGCUUCACAAUGACAUCAAUCCGCACUCCAUCUGUCUGAACGUGAAUGAUCCAAGUGACGAGAAUGUCAUACCAUUUUGGAAUUCCGAUGGAACACCUCCCAUACGGCAAGCGAUGCUCCGUGGGUGGAGAUUCGCAAAACACAUGGACAAUCCUGGAAACCAGAUGAUCAGUCUUCACAGACUCUCGGAAUACUUAGCAACAGAAGUAUUGUGGCACAAGAAUUGUUCGCCACGACGAAGACACGAUCUGGAAUCAUUCCUCUGGGUCAUGCUUUUCAUUUGCAUCAAUUUUAUCGGACCUUAUAGCCAAAGACGCACGAGACUACCCAGCCGGGUACCCAAGUGGUUGCAGCCAGAUCUAAUGCCUUCGUAUCGGCUAGACAUAUCUCAGGAGAGAUUCCAGGUGAAGGACUGGACUUUCACCUGCAGAGCGUGCUUUUCAAAUUACUUCAAUCAUCCGCCUAUUGUGACAGGUCUUGCACAUCUCGCCUCAAAGCUAUCGCCUCCAGGCUCCAUGAAAAUUAAAUCCAAUGGUAGCAAGUCUGUCACUUUCCCGGAAAAUCCUGUCACGCAUGAUGACAUGAUUUUGGUGCUGAGAAAUAUUAUAGCAGAGCUCCCAGUAGAACAACCACCACCGGAGGAUGAUAUCCGAAAAGCAAGGGAAAUAUAUAGAAGUAUAGAGAGUUCAGUAUCUUAUCGGGCUCCAAAUACCUACAACUGAUCGCUAUCGCCAACCAUAUAGAUGAUGGGAUAUUCAAUGGGCAUGAUCCAUAUUCCUCCGUGAUAUCAGUACAAGUUUAAUCAACAUUUGGAAGGUGUCCGGUCUUCUCGACGUUCAAAAGGAUUUCUUUCAACAUCUCAUGACAAAUGGUGGCUUUGAGGAAAAGAUCACAUUGA
Suillus subalutaceus is the source of this 2196-nucleotide messenger RNA. RefSeq lists its product as uncharacterized. Bases 284 to 2020 code for a protein of 578 amino acids. The transcript has 3 exons. NCBI's taxonomy places the organism in Eukaryota, Fungi, Basidiomycota, Agaricomycetes, Boletales, Suillaceae. The record is from RefSeq and is a predicted model, not a curated record.